CGCAAGGCAACGUAGCGCCACGAGACUGAGAGAGUCGUGUUUACAGAUUCGCGCAGUAAGCUCCAUAACGUCACGUCAAAAAGUGCAAGAGACUAAAUUUCUAUUUACCCUUUACUAUGUAAAGGUGCGUUAGACGUUAAAGAUCAAGAACGGACAAAAAUCUAACUCUUAAACUGUUAGAUACGAUAAUAGCGAUUUAAAUCUACGUGAUAUCGUUAGUUCGAGAAGAACGUCGUUAAAUUGAUAUAUACGGGAGUCUCAUUCGUUUAAUAUACCGUAGUGGCAAUCGUUAGGAUGGUAGCCAUUUUGUCCGGAGGUGGCCCGGUCGAGUGAACGGGCGAAAAUAGGUGCUCCCUGGAGCGGGAGAUAAUGUAGAUAUUCUUUAUCGAAUCAAGGCCUUUAGGAUAUAAUUAUAUUUAAUGUCAGUACAUGAAUCGAGUGCUUGUUAUUGGUGGUGCAAUCGUUGGACCAAGAAUUAUUAAAAUAAUUGGAGCCUAGUGAACAGCAAGAAAAUGACAAUUGCUACAAGGGGCCAGGGGGUAGGAAUAGACCCUCCCGAUAGCCAGCAGAGUUCACAGAUGCAUAGUCCACCUGGUUCACAACAAUUAGCUGAUUCAAUGUCAGGUCUUCACCUCGCAGAAAAUGUGGUACAAACUGAGUGCGUCAACGAUGCUAUAACUUCUGUAGACGACAGUAAUCAGCACCUUAGAGAACCUGAUUUUCCUAUCUCUAAACUGAACAUACUUCAUGAAAAAAUAUCUAGUUCACGAUGGGUUGUCCCAGUCCUACCUGAACAAGAGUUAGAGUGCCUCUUACAAGCUAGCAUUGAGCUUUGUAAAAAGGGAAUUGAUGUACAAAGCGAAGCGUGCCAGCGUUUCUUUCGUGAAGGGCUUACAAUUUCUUUUACCAAAAUAUUGACAGACGAUGCGGUAAAUAGUUGGAAAUCGCACAUUCACAACUAUAUCAAUGCGAAUUGUGAACACUUAGUGGAACUCUGUGUUUUGAAAUUAGAUGAAGAUUGGUUUCCAUUACUUGAUUUAUUAGCAAUGGUUUUUGAUCCAAGUAACAAAUUUCAUACAUUUAAUGCAGCAAGAGCAUCUGAAACUGUUCCUCCUGGAAGUAAUAUUCCAGACGAGGAACUUUAUGCGCGUCCACCUAUCGAGUCGAGAACACCUCGUGGGUGGCUCGUAGAUUUAAUAAAUAGAUUUGGAAAGUUGAAGGGAUUUGAAAUUCUUCUAUCAAGAUUUCAAAGUCGUCGUAAUUUAACUGUGCCAGUUAUCUAUGCCCUGAUUAGGCCUUUUGGUUUAUGUUAUGAAUUACUGACAGUUCAUACAAUAAUUAAAUAUCAUAUGCCCAUUGUGGAAAUGAUACCUGUUAUUUUGGACAAUUUAACUGAUGAUGAAUUAAAGAAAGAGGCUAAAAAUGAAGCAAAAAAUGAUGCCAUAUCAGCCAUAAUUAAAGCUGCUAAAUGUUUGGUAUCAAGAGUACCACAUCAAGAAGAAAUGAUAAAAAACCUGGAGAUACUGAGAUUAAAAAUGAUAUUGCGACUACUACAAAUAUCUUCCUUUAAUGGAAAAAUGAAUGCUUUAAAUGAAGUUAAUAAAGUUAUUACAAGUGUGAAUUACUAUCAGCAUCGUAAUACUGCUGUCGAGGAAGAAGAAUGGUUGACUGCUGAACGUAUGGCAAAAUGGAUUAAAGAUAACGGAGUAUUGGAAAUAGUUUUGAGAGAUUCGCUACAUCAACCACAAUACGUAGAAAAAUUGGAAAAAAUUUUACGAUUUAUCAUUAAAGUACGAGCUCUAACAUUAGAAGACUUAGAUAACAUAUGGGCAGCUCAAGCUGGCAAACAUGAAGCUAUUGUAAAGAAUGUUCAUGAUUUGUUGGCUAAAUUAGCUUGGGACUUUAGUCCCGAACAACUUGACCAUCUAUUCGAAUGCUUUCAGGCAAGUUGGAAAACUGCUAAUAAAAAACAACGAGAAAAAUUAUUAGAAUUGAUUAGAAGACUUGCAGAAGAUGAUAAGGAUGGAGUUAUGGCUCAUAAGGUGUUAACACUUUUUUGGAAUCUGGCUCAUUCGGAUGAAGUUCCCACUGAAAUAAUGGAUCAGGCAUUGAAUGCGCAUGUUAAAAUUUUAGAUUAUUCAUGUUCGCAAGAAAGAGAUGCACAAAAAACAAUCUGGUUAGAUAAAUGUGUGGAAGAAUUAAAAAGUGGAGAUAAAUGGGCUUUACCUGCUCUUAAACAAAUCCGAGAGAUUUGUUUGUUAUACGAAGCAAAUUCUAAUCCAGCUCAUCAACGUAGCCAUAAUUUACAUUAUAGACAGGAUGUUAUAGAACGUUUACAGCAGGACCAUUUAGUUGUAGUACUUGUAAGUAACAGUUUAACAAGUUAUAUGGACAAAGUGCGUCAAUUGGUAAAGGAGAAUCCAGACCUUGAUCCAAAUACCUUUGUGCCUGAUGGUCGAUACAAUCAUAUUAUGCAAGUGCACGAAAGACUUAAUUUUUUGCGUUUUCUAUUAAGAGAUGGUCAGUUAUGGUUGUGUGCAGAACAAGCCAACCAAAUUUGGCAGUGUUUAGCCGAACAAGGUGUAUUUGUAUCAGAUCGGGAGGCUUGUUUCAAAUGGUUUUCUAAACUUAUGGGAGAGGAACAGGAUCUAGAUCCAGGAAUAACUACAACCUUUUUUGAAAAUAAUAUACUGCGAUUAGAUCCAACGUUGCUUACUGAAAGUGGUAUAAAGUGUUACGAGAGAUUUUUUAAAACUGUUAAUUCUAAACAAGGAAAGUUGAUACUAAAGAAAAGAACAUUACUUAUGGAUGAUGUUGAUUUGAUCGGAACUGAUUAUUUGUGGCGGGUGGUAACAAAUAGUCCUGAAGAAAUCGCUAAUCGUGCUAUAGAACUUUUAAAAGAAGUAAAUACUAACUUAGGACCACGUUUGCAAUCAUCCGCGUUAGAAUUUCAUGAUGAUUACAUAGCAGAAUGUAUGGAUAGAUUAAAAACCCAUUAUGAUACUGUAUCUGCCUUAAGUAAGGUUUAUCUUGGGAAGAAAGAAGAAAGAGAUGAGCAAAUGUCAAAUAAAAUUAAAGUGGAGGCUAUAAAAAUGUGUCGCGUAAUGAAAGUGUUGCAGGAGUAUAUUAACGAAUGUGACUCCGCAUUUCCAGAGGAAAGAAAAAUAUUGCCAUUGCAUAGAGCAGCUCGUGGGAAACAUUUGUCUCUUAUAAUUAGAUUUCCAAAUCAUAUUCGUAAUACGGAUGAUAUUGAGAUAUAUACACACAGCAAUGACACAUUGGCUUCAUUAAAACGUCAAAUAUUACGUCGAUUGAAAGGGAGAGAGAUGAGAGAGAUUGGAACUAACGUAAAACUCGAUUUAUUCAUUAAUGGUGAAGGCUUAGAACAAGCGGAUGAUAGAAAAUUGUUAUCUCAAAUUCCACUUAGAGAUAAAAUGCUAUUAUCUGCAAGAUUAAGUCAGAUAAAUAGUAACCUGCCUAGUUCUCCAGAUAGUAGUUCAGAUAGUUCUACUAGUUCUCCUCAUCAUCCUUACGAUGGGCCCAAUGUUGAGAACAGUUUACCCGGAGUGGUCAUGUCGCAGAGGCCACAAUGUGUGAAUUUUUUCUUCCAAUUAGCGGAUCUUGGUUGUACAUUACAACACGCUCAGUUACGUGAUGGUGCUCGAAAUCUUUUGCAAUUGGUACCACCUGAUAAUUUGACAGUGUCAAGAUUACAAUGGUUUUUUGGUCAUUAUGAAGAUGAUGAAACUUCACAAAGUCCUCAUUGUAAUGAACAUAAUACUACAGUAGAUUCUUUAUUUUUUACUGCAAGUCCUAGCGAAGUUUUAUAUAAUUUAGAGGUGUUAUAUGCAUUGUUGAUGCCAACCCUUGAUGCUCUAUCUGAUAGAGCACUUAAAUUUCAAUUUAAUUUUAUUAAAAGCGGCGAAGUAGGGGUCAUACUUGAUAUGUUAACGAAAAAUAAAUUUUUGCCAAAUGCAGAUGAGACUACCAAACGAUCUGCAUAUUUGAUAGUGUUUAAACUCUGCAAAUUUUUAUUAACAGUAGUUGGAAAUGUAAUGGCGUGCGUAUUGGAUACAGUUCAAGCUGGGCACUCGGAAAAUCAUAAUAAUCAUAUACAAGAUAAUCAAGAUCCAGUGACAGUUUUAAAACAAGCUUUACAAAGCAUACCUAAUCAAACCACGGAAUUUAUGCUAAGAAGUAUUGCUACGCGUUUAGUUAAGCCAUUGUCGCUACGAAUGUUCUCUGGUGGAACGGAUUCUGAUAGAUGUCAUCAGCUUUUUAUGCUAGCGCUAUCGCGAGAUUUACCUGAUGUGGCCACCAUUCGUGCCAUAAUUAGAUUAGCCUGGGCUGCAUCAACUGGAAAUUUAAACAAUAUUAAUGCAUCCAUCGAGAGUCUUCAUGCGAUGCAUGAGCUCAAUCAGAAGGAACAAAGAUGUCCUGAUAAUAAUGAUGUACUAGUUUGUAAAGAAGCAUUGGAAGUCUUAACAAUAGCUUUAGCGCUUAAUUCAGCAGCAUUCGAUGUUCUAUUGAGAGAAAAAAUGUGGCAAAUGUUUUUAAUAGAUCUUGUACUACUUAGUACAUCGAGAGCGAUCAGAAUUGUGGCAGCAGAGCAAUUUUUCCUAGUGUCGACAUGGUGCCGCAGUGGAAAUCCACCAGUGUUAUUUACUAUUACAUUACUCUUUAAUGUUUUAAAUACUACAGUUAUGGAAAAUUCUAAACAGUGUCAUGAGUAUUUUCAGCUCUUAUGUAGAUUAUUAAAUUUUGCACAUACGUCAGGAUGUUCUUUCUUAGCUGUAGAAAACUUAUUAAAUAUUGAAAUAGCUUGGUUAAAACAAGUGAGAGAUAGAGUUAAAGAAUCGGGGGAAAGUCACGUUGAUGAAGCUGUUCUUGAAGGUCAUCUUAGUUUAACUAAGGAAUUAGUAGCCUUUUUGCCUGCUAGUAAAAAGUACGAAAUAGGAUCUGAUGAGAAACAUGGAAUCAAUUUAAUAAAGGAGUCAUCUAAGGAAUUUGUAGCUUUCUUGUCUGCUAAUAAAAAGUACGAAAUUGGAUCUGACGAGAAACAUGGAAUCAAUUUAAUAAAGGAAUUGGUAGAAGAUUUUGUCUUCCCUGCAUCACGUUUAAUGCUGCAACUACGUAGUACCGGAGAAUUAAGUUCAUCUCAAGCUUGUCCAGUGUGUACUACUCCUCAGUCAACCAGCGCAGCCUUCGAAUUACUUGUAGCUCUUUGUACAGGUUGCGUACCCAACAUGAAACUUCUAGUCACGAUGCUCACUGACAUGUUUUAUUCUGAAAGAGAUGAGCCAUUAAUUGAAUGGGACUAUUUACCACCGGUUGGGCUUAGGCCACUAAAAGGCUUCGUAGGUUUGAAAAAUGCUGGAGCUACAUGUUAUAUGAACUCAGUAUUACAACAAUUAUACAUGGUUGAAAGUAUUAGAGUUGGACUAUUAGCUGCUGAAGGUGCAGCAACCGAUUUAAACGAAGAUUUUUCUGGAGAAGAAAGAAUUGAAGGAGAACAAACAAUAGAAACUAACGAUAAUGAUACCAAUGAAGAAAAAUGUGGAGUUGACGAGUCAAGGAAAGAAUAUAAUAUUGGCAUUUUAAAACAGGUUCAAGCUAUAUUUGGACAUUUGGCUUACAGUAAACUACAAUAUUACAUACCAAGAGGUCUUUGGAAACAUUUUAAAUUGCAGGGCGAACCUGUUAAUCUUAGGGAACAACAAGAUGCAGUGGAGUUUUUUAUGAGCUUGGUCGAAAGUUUAGACGAAGCACUCAAAGCUUUGGGGCAUGAGCAAAUAAUGAGUAAAAUACUUGGUGGCUCAUAUAGCGAUCAAAAAAUCUGCAAAGGUUGCCCUCAUAGAUAUUCCAAAGAAGAACCGUUCAGUGUGAUUAGCGUGGAUAUAAGAAAUCAUAGUAAUCUAUUGGAUUCUCUUGAACAAUAUGUGAAAGGUGAACUAUUGGAAGGAGCCGAUGCUUAUCAUUGUGAUAAGUGCAACAAAAAAGUAGUAACUGUGAAGAGGCUAUGCGUGAAAAAACUGCCACCUAUUUUAGCGAUACAGCUAAAAAGGUUUGAAUAUGACUAUGAACGAGUUUGUGCUAUUAAAUUUAAUGAUUAUUUCGAGUUCCCAAGAGAUCUGGAUAUGGAACCUUAUACAGUCUCUGGGUUAGCCGAAUUGGAAGGUGAAGUCAUAGAUUGCGAUUACGAGGAAUCUAUAAAAGGAACUUGUACGAAGUAUCAAUUAACUGGCAUCGUAGUACAUAGUGGCCAGGCUAGUGGUGGCCAUUAUUAUUCAUAUAUUUUGCAUAGGCAAACUGAUGGUACUGCUAGAUGGUAUAAAUUUGAUGACGGAGAUGUAACGGAAUGUAAAAUGGAAGAAGAAGAAGAAAUGAAAUCGCAAUGCUUCGGUGGUGAUUAUUUGGGCGAAGUAUUUGAUCAUAUAUCGAAGCGAGUGAGUUAUCGUAAACAAAAACGAUGGUGGAAUGCAUAUAUGCUUUUUUAUACCAGACUAGAUAUAGAAGAAAAUUCUUUAAUGAAAAGUUUCAAUGAAUUGUCAUUAUAUACUAAGCUAGGUGUAAUGAAAAUGCCGCAAGCUAUUGAAUACAGUGUGAGAAAGCAGAAUAUUAAAUUUAUGCAUAAUCGAAAUCAAUUUAGUGCUGAAUAUUUUCAAUUUAUUAAAAAAUUAGUCUCUCCUGAUAAUCAUAAUAUUAACAGACAAUAUCUUAACGAAAAACCCAGCCCAGAAGCAGAAGAGUUGUCAAUGUUGGCAGUACAAUUAGCCUCAAGAUUUCUAUUCUUUACUGGUUUUCAUACUAAAAAAACAUUACGUGGUGCAGCUACAGAGUGGAAUGAUAUUUUAUGUCAUCAUCUUUGUAGUAGUAAAGCAGUACGUUCUUGGUUUGCUCACAAUGUUCUUCUUAAUCAUCCACAUAGAUUUUGUGAAUAUCUAUUAAGUUGUCCUAGUACCGAAGUACGAACAGCUUUCGUUAAAAUUGUGGUGUGUCUUGCACAUUUUUCAUUACAUGAUGGCCCAUCUAUGCCUACUAGUAUAAAUUCACCAAAUAUACUUGUGGAACCUACUACAAGACUGAGCGAUCAUCUAAUGCAUGCAGUACUUUCGUUACUCCAAAGAGAAAUUUCCGAUCAUGGUCGGCAUCUUCCACAUUAUUUUUCAUUAUUUCAUAUGUAUGCUAAUUUAGGAGUGCAAGAGAAGAUGCAAUUGCUAACGCUUAAUGUUCCAGUUACAUUUAUGUCAGUUGCAAUUGAUGAAGGACCUGGGCCAGCAAUAAAAUAUCAAUAUCCCGAGUUGACUAAACUUCAUCAAGUUGUUAGCAUGUUGAUACGUUGUUGCGACGUAUCUUCAAGAACAACAACGAAAGAUACACCUUUACCAAAUCCAUAUGGUGAUCCGUCGUGCCAGUCGGGUUAUUUAAUGCCUAUUCAACCGCAGGCAGCUGAACUUCUUUUUGUUGAGAACAGCUAUAUGAAAAAGUUAAUAGAAGAUGCUAAUGUUACCGAAGAUACUACCAAGUUAUUACAAUUUUGUUGUUGGGAAAACAUAACUUUAUCGCGGACAGUAAUUAGUGAAUUACUUCUACAAAUAAGUUUUGUUUACGCGCACGAAUUAAGGCAUCACACGGAUCUUCUUCUUGCUAUACUUCUUAUGGAAGAUAAUUUGCAGCAUAAUCGUAUUUGUAUAGCGCUUCAAGGUUUAUUCGAAGAAAGAGAGGGAUUAUUUGACAUAAUCCUGAAAUCUAAAAAUCAACAACAGAAACGAGCAUACCAAUGUAUAAAGUGUAUGGUACAAUUGUUUAGCAAAUGUAGAGCCGCGCAUCGAUAUUUGUGUCACUCGUCCGAAUUAAAACGAAAGUGGAUGCACGCGGUCGAGUGGCUUCACGAUGAGUUAGAUAAAAGACCAUAUCCACCGACAGCACCCUAUACACUACCAUACAAUAAUUGGUCUCCUCCAGCACAAUCCAAUGAUUCAACGAAUGGAUUUGGAUUAGAACGUAGCAAUAGUGCUAAAAAGACUUUGGAAAAAGCAGUAGUUUAUUGUUCUGAAAUGGAACCAGAAAUCGAAGAUACCAGGGAAGAUUGCGUAGAAGAAGCAGUUAACUAUCAGUCCCAAGCGAGAGACUUGUUACGAUCUGGUCGUAGUGUAGUUUGGGGAUCUGCGUCUAUAGGUUAUCCCGAAGUUUCCGUAAUACAACAAAUGCAAGAAGAUCAGCCACAGCCUGGACCAUCUCCAGUUCACACACCUCUUUUAGCACAUCAAAUUCGCACUCCACAUAAUUGUGAGUCCUCCCAAAGUACAAGUCAGGAUCCAUAAUGAAUACUAAAUAUCGACCUUCUAUUGAGUUGCUGUCUCAGAGAAAUCAUGUCACAAUCUUUUAAUUAUUACUGUGCCAGCAGCUUGGUGUUGAAUGGAAAACGUAUGUACAGAUAUAAUAUACUUGAAAAAUUGUUUCUUGUGAUUGGACUACGCGAACUACUAUUAAUCUGUCAGUUUCACUGUGGGCAGUUACUUUACAUUCGUAUAUGAUAUGGCAUCAUAUUUUGCACUGCAAGAAAUUAGGAAGAUGAUUUCGUUUGAAGACAGAAUAUAUGCAUGUUAAUUGAGGUAAACUCUACAAUCGAUAUCUUUAUUUUCAGUUCAUAUGAUUAUUACACAUUUUUUGUGUCUCCUCUCUCUAACACACCACAUACACACACAUGUUCACACAACUUACACGUACACGUACAUGUACACAUACACGCACACCAAUGCCGUGGAUAAUAAAUUUCAUACAAACGACGUUUUUUCUUUUUAAUCGAUUCUCGAAGCCGU
Messenger RNA from Polistes canadensis, 8822 nucleotides. RefSeq names its product probable ubiquitin carboxyl-terminal hydrolase FAF-X (gene faf). Bases 513 to 8324 code for a protein of 2603 amino acids. Lineage: Eukaryota; Metazoa; Arthropoda; Insecta; Hymenoptera; Vespidae. The transcript has 34 exons. Gene Ontology annotation, molecular function: cysteine-type deubiquitinase activity; cysteine-type endopeptidase activity. The record is from RefSeq and is a predicted model, not a curated record. Gene Ontology annotation, cellular component: cytosol; nucleus. Gene Ontology annotation, biological process: cell migration; protein deubiquitination.